CGUUUUCUACUCAAUCUUCCGAAUGAGCUGAAAGAAGAGUGUAACCGAAAUUUUGUUCGCCUCUUUUUCGAAUUGGAGCGCGCCCAUUGGUUCUACUUGGACCACUACAUUGAAGACCCGGCCGUGGGCGGUGUCGAUAUGUUUGGACUUGCAGAACAACUGUUUAAAGAAUUUCCUGAUAUCGUACCCAUUGGGGUAAAUUGGCAAGAGAAAUAUAAAGAAUGGCGAAAAUACCGGGGCGAGACAGAGACAGGCGGUGCGAUUAUUUUAGACGAAUAUUUUGAGAUGGUCCUCCUGGUUCAGGGUUUUUACGGGAAUCGGUGGAGUUUUCCCGGAGGGAAGGUGAAUGAAAACGAGUCUUUGAUUGAAUGUGCGUCUAGAGAGGUUCUCGAGGAAACUGGCUUGGACAUUGAAUAUCGAAUCGUUCCGUCGCUCUAUAUUGAUCGAACAGUUAGCGGCACACUUCGACGCGCGUUUAUUAUUGAAAACAUGCCGAGAAUAUCACGAUUACAGCCUGGUACGCGGAACGAGAUUGAGGCAAUCACUUGGUUCAAUGUGCAGGAUUUACCAACACAUACGCAAGAUUCUCGACCGAUCGAAAAGCUGAAUAUGCGGCCCAACAGCUUCUAUCUUGUAGUUCCGUUUGUAAGACAACUCCAAGAAUAUAUUCGGCUACGCCGAACUGGCCUCUCAGCCCUGUCUGCGUUGGAAGAGUCAAAUCGUCUUGCUGACCCCAAUCGAGCAACGAUGGUACCCUUACCAGUUGCCGAACCUCAACUACAUAAAUCUGUCCCAAAACGGUUGCGCUCAACAUCAGGAAAAACGAGACCGUCCCGUUCACCCGGUCGGCCACAGGUUAUUGGUGUCAAACAGCAGGUGACACAAAAACAACCGCAACAAAGGCCCAGCCGGACGCAAAGAAAGGAACUCCCCAAGGAGAUCGAUUUGAAUGAAUUUCGGAAAGACCUCUUGUUACUGAGCGUUCCUUCUGCGGAACCGCUUGCUUCCACCCACACGAUAGGAGAGUUAUCUGCCUCCUGUUGGUCUAAUGUCCGUCUACGUGGCGACGUCCUACUCGAUUUGCUUACUUGUUCCUGAGAUUCACCUCACUUCUUUAUCAUGUGAAUUUCCAUUUUAUUAACGCAGUUCCUUUUUUACUUUCUGGACCACGCCUUUUCAGAAUCCAUAUCAUUCAUUUAGUGAUCCGGUAGACCAUCUACUUCGAUGUGGUCUUUCGUUUUUUAUGGUUUGGAACAAACAAUACUUAAAUAUAGGGUAUGACCAUGGG
This is a messenger RNA of Opisthorchis viverrini, 1288 nucleotides long. RefSeq lists its product as hypothetical. The annotation marks the transcript as partial. Gene Ontology annotation, biological process: deadenylation-dependent decapping of nuclear-transcribed mRNA. The transcript has 7 exons. NCBI's taxonomy places the organism in Eukaryota, Metazoa, Platyhelminthes, Trematoda, Opisthorchiida, Opisthorchiidae. The record is from RefSeq and is a predicted model, not a curated record. Gene Ontology annotation, cellular component: cytoplasm; P-body. Gene Ontology annotation, molecular function: manganese ion binding; RNA binding; hydrolase activity.